Oppia nitens is the source of this 1565-nucleotide messenger RNA. Its product is annotated as cytochrome P450 3A24-like. Bases 12 to 1565 code for a protein of 517 amino acids. The transcript has 3 exons. Gene Ontology annotation, molecular function: oxidoreductase activity, acting on paired donors, with incorporation or reduction of molecular oxygen; heme binding; iron ion binding. NCBI's taxonomy places the organism in Eukaryota, Metazoa, Arthropoda, Arachnida, Sarcoptiformes, Oppiidae. The record is from RefSeq and is a predicted model, not a curated record.
UUAAUAAAACUAUGUUUUUAGCAAUAGUUUUGACUAUUUUUUGUACUAUUAUAGCGAUAUUUUAUGCGCAACGAAGGCGCCGGAUGUCUGUCUUGGAAAGACAUGGCAUUCCGGGACCCAAACCGCACCUUAUAUUUGGUAAUAUGAAUGACUAUAACACCUUAGGUUAUAACGAGUGCUACGAACGAUGGAAACAACAGUACGGCCGAGUGUUUGGCUAUUAUUUGGGGGCAAAACCUUUUGUGGUGAUCACUGAUCCAGAAUUACUCAAAAUCAUUCAAAUCAAACAAUUUCAUCACUUUUCUCACAGACCUUACAUUAUUCCCGGAGGUAUUUAUCGAAACUGGAGAUACCAUCAAAUGGUGACACGUGUGGAGUCGUUUAGGUGGAAGAAAAUGCGUACAAUUCUUAGUCCGUGGUUUAGUUCAUCGCAACUCAAAUCAAUUGUACCCACAAUUAACAUAUGCAUCGAUCAGAUGAUGGCAAAAGUCGAUGAAAUGGUUAAAAAUAAUGUCGAUUUUAAUAUCUAUGAGACACUAGAAGGUCUAACUAUGGAUACCAUUGAUAGGACAGCUUUCAGUAUACAGACAGACAUACAGAGCAACUUUGAUGACAAUCCGCUGAUUGAGGCCACACGGGGUGUCUUCUCUAUAAAACCGAGUCAACUGUUGGCCUCACUAUUGCUAUGUUUUCCUGAAUUUUCGUUAUUUAUCAAUAUUUUGCGCGAUUUGACUGAAAGGUUAGACAGUUAUUUUGGUACAUCCAGUCAUGGAUUGCUUUUAAAAGCCGGUCAGACUAUACUUGACAACAGAUUAAAAGUCGCUAAUAAUGAUAAACACAACGGCAUUACAAAUACUGGGUAUACUAAAGAUAUGCUUCAAUUGUUGGUCGACUCUCGUAAUAAUAGUGUCGUCAGCGAUAGCCCGGUAGCUAAUAAUAAAACAUUAACCGACAUAGAAAUAGUUGCCAACAUUAUUGUCGUACACGAGGCGGCCUACGAAAGUCCGGCCAAUAUAUUAGCAUUUAUUAUACAUAAUCUCAUUACUUAUCCAGAAAUACAAAACAAAUGUUUCGAUGAAAUCCAAGAAUUAUUUGCAAAAGAAGGAAACUUUGGUUAUAAUGUGAUGACUGGUCUACCGCUAACCGAAGCUAUCGUUUGCGAGACUUUUCGUCUCUAUCCUACAGAUACACUGUUUACAAGUCGAUCGCCGGACAAAGACUAUCGGUACGGCAAAUAUAUUUUACCCAAAGGCGUGGACAUACGUAUACCAACAUUUCAGUUGCAUCGGGACCGGGAAUUAUGGUCAGACGCUCUGGAGUUUAAUCCGAAUCGGUUUCUUGACAAAGAAUCCAAAAUAGAUCCUAUUAUUUAUCAACCAUUUGGUGUCGGACCGCGAAUAUGUCCGGGAAAACGGUUUGGUUUUUUGGAAAUCAAACUAGUAUUAGCCAAUAUACUCCAUCGGUAUCAUCUGGUGCCGGGACCCAGAACCGAAAUGGGUCAAAUUGAACUCGACUUUAAGCUAAUUACAUUAUCACCUAAAAAUGAUUUAACAAAUUCAUCUUAA